Messenger RNA from Gilbertella persicaria, 3558 nucleotides. RefSeq names its product cytochrome P450. The transcript is spliced from 4 exons. Lineage: Eukaryota; Fungi; Mucoromycota; Mucoromycetes; Mucorales; Choanephoraceae. The record is from RefSeq and is a predicted model, not a curated record. Gene Ontology annotation, cellular component: cytosol. Gene Ontology annotation, molecular function: FMN binding; oxidoreductase activity, acting on paired donors, with incorporation or reduction of molecular oxygen; flavin adenine dinucleotide binding. Bases 1 to 3558 code for a protein of 1185 amino acids.
AUGACAGUAUCUUUGAUUAUUGCUCUAAGAGACUGUGAAAGUAUCGAGAAAGAUGGCCAUAUUGUUCAAAUUGGCCAUGGUGCUAAUACGGAUACAGUAAGAUCUUUAGCCAAGGACAAGUUAGGAUUGGCUCUCCCUUUAGAUAAUAUUAUACUUCAGACAUCAAAUGGUACUAUUUUGACCGAGAUUGAAAAAGUCAAACUUCAACAAGUUGUCUAUAUUGACUUAAAGGAAGAGAUCAAGGAUGUAAUUCCAGGUCCAAUGCGGCUUCCUAUGGUAGGAAAUUUGUACGAUAUGAUGCCUGAUAUGCCAGAAGGCUGGAGACGUCAAUUUGAAGUUUAUGGCAAUUUAGCUAGUGUCAGUAUCUUGGGUCAUGAAAUAGUAGGCACCAAUGAUCCUGCUAUUGCAGAGAUAUUUGUGAAGGAAUCAGAAUACUUUACAAAGAAAAUCACUACUGUCCUGAAAGAAAUCAAAGACUUCGCCGGCAACGGGCUCUUUACUUCCGACUCAGAUGAUGAUGAAUGGAAAUUAGCUCAUAAACUCCUGAUGCCUGCAUUUAGUCCCCGUGCAAUUAAGGCUUAUCAACCCGAGAUGGGCAAGAUUGCCAUGGAGACUAUCAAGGUGCUGGAACGAUAUUCCCCUGACGAUAAAGUGGAAAUCUUGAAUUGGUGUACAAAUCUCACUUUUGAAACGAUUGGCCGAAUCGGGUUUGGAUAUUCGUUUGAUAUUUUGAAUUUCGAUUCACCCACACAUCCAUUUAUCGAAGCUAUGGGAUAUGCGCUCAGUCAUGCUGCCAAACGAUUCGUUCAACCUAAUCUAUUGAGAAAAUUACCUUUACAAAGUAACAGGGCUUGGGAAAAUGGAAAUAAAUUGAUGCAUUCAAUUGUUGAACAAGUCAUACAAGAAAGGAAAGUUUCUAAAGAUGCUAAAGAUGCUGAAAAAGAUUUACUUGGAUAUAUGCUAAAUGCUCGUGAUGAACACAAUUUGGGUUUAUCUGAUGAAAACAUUAGAGAUCAAGUAGUUACCUUCCUGAUUGCUGGACACGACACAACAGCCAAUACUCUUGCUUGGACAUUUUAUGAACUGUCCAGAAAUCCUCAUGUAGAAGCCAUGUUAUUACAAGAAAUCGCCAAUGCUGGCAUUACUUCAGGUCAACUACCAACAACAGAACAAAUAAGCAGUCUCAAAUACAUGGAUAGAGUGCUGAAAGAAACACUUCGACUUCACCCGCCAUUAAGAGGAAUUACCAAAGUCUGCAUCAAAGAUUGUGUUGUUCCUGGCGGUUAUAGAAUUAAGGAAGAUACAGCUUGUGCAGUUUCUAUCUUAAAUAUACAUACAAAUCCUGAUAUUUAUCCCGAUCCUUUCAAGUAUGACCCUGAUCGGUUCUUGCCUGAAGAGGAACAAAAUCGAUCUCGCUAUGCAUGGCUUCCUUUUAGUACAGGUCCUCGAGCUUGUAUUGGUAUGGUAUUUGCCUUGCAGGAAGCCAAGACUGUACUUGGUAUGCUGCUUCAUCGGUUUAAAUUCUUUUACGACGGCCCUCCUGUCUCUUACGAUCCUUAUCAAGCCACAACAAAACCCCUUGAUUUUCUUGUCAACAUCCUUCCUCGAAAAGACUUUCCAGAACCCACUAAAGAUAUUGUGGUCAAAAAGGUAGAGACAAGCACUGCUUUACCUAAGCUCAAUAGCCAUGUUAGUGCUGGAACAAUUGAACUGCCUCAAAUCACUUUCCUUUACGGUACACAAACAGGUACUUCGCAAGACUAUGCUUAUCAGUUAUCAGCUCAAGCAAAGCAAUUUGGAUUCAAGGAUGUGACACUUUGUCCCAUGGACCAAUGGAAAGUAGUCAAGACAGGCAAAUAUCAAAAGCCAUCCAAGGAAAAGGAACAUGAACUUUUAGUGAUCUGUACCGCUACUUACAAUGGUCAACCUCCUCUUUCUGCUGAAUAUUUCGACAAGUGGAUCACAACACAUGCUGAACAAGAACAAGAUAUGCUCAAGGGCAUUCGCUAUGCGGUCUUUGGUGUGGGUAACAAGCAAUGGAGAACCUAUCAGGCCUUUCCUAUCAAGGUAGACAAAAGCCUUGACAUGCUUGGUGCCGAACGUUGUUUCUCCUUGGGCAGUGGUAAUGUGGACGGUGAUUCUGAUGGUGAUUUUAAUCAUUGGUGUGCUCAUUUCUGGGCCUCUACCCUUAGUAGUUAUGGUGUUGCUGCUUCUUUAGAUAAAUCUGUCGUACCAACAGCCACACUGAAGGAUUUUGAAAGUGCUGUUCAAGUCAAAUUUAUCUCUCCUUCUGACAUACAGAAAUGGGCUUUGGCUAAGGAAAACAGAAAUGGUGUUUUUAAUGCAACAGUGCUCGUCAACCGAGAACUUCAGAACACAACAAGUGAACGGUCUACGCGCCAUUUAGAAAUCGAUGUCUCUCAAUUAGAGCCUAUUGGAGAGCAAGCAAUUUAUGAGCCAGGAGAUCAUAUUGAAAUUCUCCCUGAAAAUGAUAUUCAACAAGUAGAACAAAUUGCACUUGGUUUUGGGUUUGUCUUGGAUGCUGUGUUUGAGUUAGAUCUUUCAAAUGUAGAGAAUCUGUCUCCCCGUUCUUUAGCAAGAUCAAUUCAAGGUCCAUGUACAGUGCGCUCUGCUUUACUCUACUUUGCCGACAUUCUUUCGCCACCUUCUCGACAAAUGCUGAGUUAUUUUGCUACUCAACUAAGACAAGUUGCUCCUGAGACAGCUACUGUAUUUGAAAAGUUAAUCAUGCCUGAUACAAACAAUCAAGAUCCCUAUCCUGAAUUUAUCAAAAAGCAUCGAAACCUGCUCGAUCUUCAAACAGCUUUUCCUCAAGUAAAUCGCAUUGAUUUUGGUCAAUUUUUAGCAGCUGUUCAUGUAAUUCAACCCAGAAGAUACUCUAUUGCCUCUUCGCCACGCGUCCAUCCAACAAGCGCGCAUAUCUCUGUGGCCGUAGUUGAUGACUUGGUCAAUGAUAUUCAUUAUCCUGGUCUGGCUUCUUCAUUCCUCAGUCGCAUAAAAACGCAAACUAAGUUACGUGCCUGUCUUCGCUCUUCAAAAGGCAUAUUUAGUAUGCCUGAGAACCAUGAGCAACCCUUGAUCAUGGUUGCUGCUGGCACUGGUAUUGCUCCUUUCCGUGGAUUCCUUCAAGAACGAGAACAUCAAAAGAAAUCAGGUCGACAAAUUGGGCCUUGUAUCUUAUUCUUCGGUUGUCGCCAUCCAGAUAAAGACUAUCUCUAUAAAGAAGAAAUAGAAGCAUGGGUUAAUUCAGGUGUUCUUGCCGCUAAUUAUACCGCAUUUUCUCGAUUAGUGCCUCCUUCUUCAAGAAAGUAUACUCAGCAUCAAUUGUUAGCAAAUGCAGCUCAGGUCUGGGAGACUAUGACAACUCAACAUGGUGCUGUGUAUGUGUGUGGUGCUGGUGCUAUGAGUCGAGAUGUUCGAUCUGCUUUCCAAGUGAUGGUCAAAAGCUUUGAUGAGGCUGGAAAUGAUCAAGAAGCUGAAUUGUAUCUUCAAUCCUUGGAAGCCAAGAAGGCCUAUUUAACCGACGUUUGGGGCUGA